Molecule: messenger RNA, 633 nt
Organism: Encephalitozoon intestinalis ATCC 50506
Lineage: Eukaryota; Fungi; Microsporidia; Unikaryonidae
Product: DnaJ-like protein
Exons: 1
Coding region: 1-633 (210 amino acids)
Biological process (GO): cellular response to misfolded protein
Cellular component (GO): endoplasmic reticulum membrane
Molecular function (GO): Hsp70 protein binding
Source: RefSeq, a predicted model, not a curated record
AUGGACUAUUCCGAGGCUGCCAGAUCAUGCUUAAGCAGGAAGGAUUAUUCGGGAUACUUGGAAAAUGCCAAGAAGCAGUACGAGCUCACAGGAUCCCCCGAGGACAAGAGAGAGAUGGAGAAGGCAACAAGGACUCUUUCUCUCCACAAGGAUAUCGAGGCAUUUCUUAAGAAAAAGUCCGAGGACUACUAUGACAUUCUGGGAGUGCCCAAGAAUGCUACCCAGGCAGAAAUAAAAAGAGCCUUCAACACUUUAAUCAUGAAGUUUCAUCCCGAUAAGACUGGCAUGGAUGAGUCUAGUGCUGUUUCCGGAAUCAUCCAGAAUGCAUACUCAACACUUGGAAAUCCAGAAAAGAGAAGGAAAUAUGACAUGGCCAGAGAGGCUCCCACAUUCAGAGCCAGCCCCAGAUUCUCUACUCCCGAAGACGUCAUGCCAAAUGUCUUCUUCAAUGCAUUCCACUCCCAAGGAUAUCAAGAGUCCUUUGUUUACUCUAACGAUUUUUACGAAUAUUUAUAUUCCCAAAUGUACAGGAGAUUCGAUCAUCGGAGGAGACCACCUACUGCAAACGAUCCUGACACACAGAAAAUACUUACCUUUCUGGUAAUAAUCAUGCUGGUGCUCAUGGCAAUGUAA